AUGCCAGCAGACGGGGUGGAAGAUGACGCAGGUACGGAAACAGAAGAAGAGGUGGAAGAUAACGCAGGUACGGAAACAGAAGAAGGGGUGGAAGAUGACAAGCAGAGGUGGGAGACGACGCUGAAUCGCCUUCAUCGACUUGUACUGAAACUGAAUGAUAACUGGUCAAAACAGAAAAUCUCCCAAUUAACUAUCCAACGGUUAUAUUAUUCAACUGAAAAGUUAGGUCGUAUUGCUCAAAUUUUCAAUACAUAUCUGUGUUUGGACGAUGGUCGUGUCGUUAGCAAUUUUGUUGCACAGGCUAUUCGUAAGCACUCAUUGACUACAAACCAGUCUAAGUCGACGAAGGAGCAUCGACAUCAGCGUUGGGUUGAUAUCGGGAUUAGCAUAGUGGAACCCAGUGACAGUGAGAGACGAGAUGCCACCGAUAAAACUGGAAGGAGUGAGCAAUAUAUUUCCAUGGAGAGAACAAAUCAAGGGAGGUGGUUAUCUAAAGAUCAAAUGGUGCGCAUGUGGCUGUUAACAUCUUUAUCUGAUUUCAUGCGUUCUUUUGUCGUUGGAUGGGAUCACUCAUGGGAGAUUUGGAGUGGGGUGCACGAAAUCUGUCGUACUGAGUUGGUAAGCAAGAUCAAGAUUGCCCUUUGGAAUGAGAUGAAGAACACAAAGAAAGGAAAUCGUAAUGUCAUAGAUUAUCUUAGCAGCAUCGGUUAUUUCGUUGAUAUGUUGGUUGAAAUGGGAGAUGAUGUGACUGAACGAGAACAUAUUGACGCCAUCUUGGAAGGGUUGCCGGAGGAAGGGUAUGAAUCUGUGCGAACGAUCAUUCGUUCACGUGUAGAUGCUACUUCUUCUGAUCUUGAAACGUUGAUGAUAAUUCAAGAAAUGGUAGUUAGUGGGGCUCAACCUCCCAUUGAUGAUCUUCAUCGUACCAACGACAAUGUUGAUGCAGCGGGAAGAGGCGGAGGCGGUGGUGAACGUGGUGGCAGAGGCGGUGAUGAACGUGGUGGCAGAGGUCGCCGGCGCAGCGGUCGUCUCGGUCGUCAAGGAAGUGGUGGCCGUAGCGGUAGCGGCUAG
Vigna angularis (adzuki bean) is the source of this 1071-nucleotide messenger RNA. RefSeq lists its product as uncharacterized. The record is from RefSeq and is a predicted model, not a curated record. NCBI's taxonomy places the organism in Eukaryota, Viridiplantae, Streptophyta, Magnoliopsida, Fabales, Fabaceae. The coding region runs from base 1 to 1071 and encodes 356 amino acids. The transcript is spliced from 7 exons.